CCAGUAACAUAAUAUACAAUUCGUCUCGCCUUCUGCUUUCACGUUGAGGAAGAGGGGUCAUAGAGAACCAUCGUUGGAGGAGUGCUGCAUGGGUAAAACAUGGCUGCUGUGAAUUCAUCAGAGAGACGCCAGGGCGACCCCAACGAUGAGCUGGGGGACCCGGGGGGUGUAGCACAGAAAUGCGAAUCAUUUGACUAUAAAUCGACAGACCCCGAUAACACUUUUGCUGUUGAAGAAGACAGAAUUCCCAAGGGCUCAAAUGAAAAUAGAGAAUCUAUUAUUGUUACCGAUGGGCUUGCUAGCCAGACUGAAAGUAGCAUUGCGCUUCAAGCUAAUGAUAGAUCAGAGAUAGGUAAUGAGUUGGUAGAUUUAACAUCUUCUGAAGAAAAGACCCACAACACCGAUGUUUCCUUCAACAAGCAGCGGCAUUUCGAUUGGUCUGAGACGGAGGACGAGGAAGACCGCACGGAUGCAAAAGAGAAUGGAAACGAUGUUCAUAAUGGUGACAUGGGGAGGACUCAUGAGGUGCAGCAGGAUAAGAUUACUGAAGAUAUCUCAGAUGCAGAGGAUGUGGAAAAGGAAAAAUCACAUUCUGACGAGGAGAUGGAUAUAUCAAAAGACACAGGUGAAGAACAAGAUUGUAAUGGAGGAAAGGGGGCAGAGGAGGAAGAAGAAGAAGAAGAAGAAGAAGAAGGAGGAGAACAGGACCAAACAGUGAAAAGGAGGCAAUGUAGUCUGGAGUGCAAAGACUGUGGGAAGAGGUUCACCCGUCGGGAGACAUUCAACCUCCAUCGUCACUUCCACGCUCACCAGGAUGAACUGGCCUCACUCACCUGUAAGGAGUGUGGCCUUACCUUCCAUCACCGCAGCAGCCUCAUCAAGCACCGCAGUGAGCACCAACAGAAGGUUGAACAGCCUGUGGAGCGGAAGAGGAGAAGGAGCCCACAGGGAGUCCACAGGGAGCCCACAGGGAGCCCACAGGGAGUCCACAGGGAGGAGAGGCCUGGCUUCCAGUGUGACCACUGUGAAGAGACUUUCCCAUCACUGAGCAAACUGAGGCUCCACACCUGCGACUGUGCCCCGGAUAAGGCGUACCGCUGCCCCCUGUGCCGCAAAGAGUUCCGCAUGAAGAUCUCCAUCACCAGCCACAUGCAGACCCACUCCCUGAGCUCCCACCCCUUCCGCUGCCAGGAGUGCCACAAGAGCUUCUCUGACAUAUUUUCCCUGCGUGACCACCAGGGCUCCCAUGCCUCCCUCAAGCCCUACGCGUGCCCCGAGUGUGGCAUGGUGUUCAGGCACCGCUCUGUCAUGGAGGACCACCGUCGGAAGCACACAGAGGACACACAAGGCCCCCACCGGUGCAACAUCUGUGGGAAGCACUUCAAGUAUUCCAGCCUCCUGCAACAGCACCAAUACCUUCACACAGGUCAGAAACCCUUCCGCUGCCCAGACUGUGGAAAAACGUUUGCCUUAGCCCAGAACAUGAAGGCGCACUGCCGCCAGCAUAGACGGCACCCUCACACCUGCUCUCUUUGCCCCCUCACUUUCCCUGACCAGGGCAGUCUGCAGGCUCACGUGUCAUGCCACGAGACAGUCGGGGGACUAGACAAGGAGAACACAAACCACGGGUUGGAGCCAAAACGUACAUUCAACUGUCCCCUCUGUCCUCAGAACUUUCCUUCACCAGCUGACCUGAGGGCUCACAUGCUGAUCCAUGAAGCAGAGCAUGAGAGGAUGGAGAACGGGGCGUGUAAAGACUGGGAAACAGACCGUUACACCUGUCCACACUGUCCUGCCACCUACUCUGACCAGUCUAAUAUGAUGGCCCACCUGACAACUCACACGUCUGCCCGGGUCAGGGUAGAGAGGCAGGGUAAUGGACUUGAAGUAGGGAGAUCUGCUCCACUUAACACUGCCAACGUCCCAGGGAGGUGGCAUAGGGAGGAGAUGAGUAGUAAGCCUUUAAAGUGUCCAGACUGUGGCAAGUCAUUCCGUCACCGCUCUGUGUUAACGUUGCACAUGCGUAUUCAUUCCAAGGACAAGCCUUACCAGUGUAGGGUGUGCAACAAGUCCUUCAGAUUCAACAGCUAUCUGCAGCAGCACAUGAUCAUUCACACCGGGGAGAAACCAUACAAGUGCCCAGACUGCAGCAAGGACUUUGCUUUCCUGCAGAACAUGAGAACCCAUCAGAGGCUGCACACACAGAAACCGUUCCGCUGCACAAAGUGCCGUAAGGGAUACAGCGACGAGAAUCAGCUUCAGCGCCAUUUGCUGUCACACAACGGCGAAAAGCCCCACAAGUGCCACCUCUGUGAAAAGAGCUUUGGGCUGGCCUACCUGCUGCGGGACCAUCUGAACACCCACACAGGCGAGCGGCCCCAUCGCUGUCAGGAGUGCCUCAAGACAUUCCCCUGGCUCGGCAGCCUGCUGGUGCAUCAGAAAAUCCACGCUCGAAAGCGCCAGGGGUCGAGUCAGCCUUAUUCUUUUCCAAUGGCCAUGAGGAUAAGAGGCAGGGGUAGCAGGGGCCGGAGCGGAGGCAGGCUGGCAUCAGGCUGGCCCAGGUGGAGUGGAAUGGGGCAAUCAGGGUAUGGACACGCCCCAACAAACACCUCCAUAUCAAGUCCCAAUGUCAAGGAGUCCUGAGUGGCAGAGGAGGCCGGCCCAGCCACAGCCAACCAUGUUUUCAUCCCAGAUGGAUAUGCAGCAGCCAGGGGAGACGUCUGCGAGAAGGCCUCCACCAGUCCACCAACAGUGGCGGGUGGAAGGUGGAGAACUGAGGCCUGUCCCACUGCCUAACCAGUCUCAACCGUCUCAGGAUCCUGAAAGACAACCAGUGCAUGUCCAACAGCAGCCAUCUCCACAAAUACAACCACAGCAGGUACCACAGUCUCCACUGGUACAACAACAAGUACAGUUACAGCUACAGCUACAGCCACAUCUACAUCCGCAGCUGCGCCAACAGCAAGUUCAGCAUCAUUUACAGUCUCCGCUGAUCCAACAGCAAUUACAGUGGCAGCAACCAGGUGGACAGCUCCAGCCCCAGCUAGUACCACAACAGCAGUGGCAGCCUGACAGACAGUUGCUCCAGCAAAAGCUGCCCUGGUUACCAGAUGCUCAGCCCCGGCCCACCCCACCACAGCAACCCCAGCAGUGGCACUCAGAUGGCCUGCCUCGGCCACCCCCAACAACAGCAGAGGAGUUCAGGCAGGGCAGAGGCACCUACAACAUCACAGCCUGGCCUUAGUGCAUCUCAGAGCCUAGAAACCCCCUCCAGGGAGAAAGUGGAGGGACUAUGCCCUUGGGUAACAAAACACCCCCAGUGGCCGGGCCACAGAAUCCCAGCCCAUUAGCUGUGAGUGAGCAGGAGCAACACAGGCAACAGCCGAAGCCCAUGAACUGGGGUAACACACCCACUACACCACCAGUCCCCACACUGAGCUCUGUUCAGCUUGACUUCCCUGGGUCCCCCAUUUACAUGGAUGGGGCUGCUUUGUGGGGUGGGCUGAGGACCUCUCCAGCAGUGCCACCAUCCCAGAGCACAUCAAACAAACUGGGCCAAGAGCUUAACCUGCCAAGAUGGUCGAGUGUCUCAGUGCCAAUGCAAAAAGCUGUUAAUGAAUCAUCCACACCUCCUAGAAAAGAGGACACUCGAGUUUGGGACUUUAAUGCACCUCUGGUAAUGUCCCCAACUGUUAGUUCAUCAGAGAAAGCUGGGAGUGGGCGUGAGCAGCAGAAACAGUGGUCUCCAGCUCUACUCAGUACAUCCUCCUCAGCUCAGAUGGGCCACAGCUCUGUCAUGUCAAUUUCAAGCCCUCCAACUCAUGGGAUUGGAGGUAGUCCCUGGGAUUUCAAAGGAUCCCCCUCAACAAAUCAGGCCUUAGCCAGGAGUUAGAGCAGCAGCAGCAAAAACAUCUAUCUUCCAGCUGGACCAAUGUACCCACAUCCACCCAGAACGUUCCCAUCUCCAUUCAAUAUGACCCACAACGUUUCACUCAUGGGGUGGGACCCACUGUAUGGGGUUUCCAAACCACUCCAUCUGGCCCUCAGCAGCAGCCAAUGGUAACAGGCACUCAAAUCAUCAUAAAUCAGACCUCUCCUUUCUUCUCUCCUCUCCCUCCGCUCCCUCCUCUUAGUUUGCCUGGCUCACACCCUCUUCACUCUGUAGCAGUCGGCUCUCUACCAAGGCCUCCACACCCAAACAUUUUCUUCACACCACAGGCUGUCAUGAGUGAGAGGCCACACAUGACACAGACCCUGUCGCUACCUCAGCUCGCCCCACGGCCUGUUCCUCACAAACUGGGCCGUUUGCCUUACGCCCCAGACCGCCUUCUCCAGUGCAUGAUCUGUGGCUGCUCUCUACCCCGGGAGUUAGACUUGCAAAUGCACUACAUGCAGCAUGCACAGGGAGAGAUUUGACACUGGCAAAGAGUGCAUCUACUACUCUGUUUUUCCAAAUGUUUUUAAUGUACAUUUAUUUUAUAACUAUAGCAAUUUAGCUGUGUUUUGUGUCCAUUUUGGACAUUGUCCAUGUUGUUGAUCUCUCACUCUAUAAGAAAGGGUCAGAGACUCUCAAAAAGUGUAUAGUUUGUUAACUGACAACUGUGCUUGAUGCGAACCAGGGACCCUCUGCACACAUCAACAACAGUCAACCACGAAGCAUCGUUACCCAUCGCUCCACAGAAAAAGCGAGGUCUCAGAGCAAGUGACGUCACCGAUUGAAACACCACCGCUAACUAAGCUUGCGUUUCACAUCCGUUACACUUGAUAAAGUUUUCGGAGUUCACAGCUUUGCCUUGAACUGCAAAUAACUUAGAAAUAUGACUGUGUAAUGGAUUUCUUGGCCAGUACCAUCAUAUUUACUCUGUUGUAAACAUAAACUGGGUGAAUCCAUGCUAUUAGGUACACCACCCCGUUCACAAAAAUAUUUUGCACCUAUAGACAGUGAGUCACCUGGCCGUGGCUUGCUAUAUACAGUGGGGCAAAAAAGUAUUUAGUCAGCCAACAAUUGUGCAAGUUCUCCCACUUAAAAAAUAUGAGGCCUGUAAUUUAUCAUAGGUACAC
Oncorhynchus gorbuscha (pink salmon) is the source of this 5061-nucleotide messenger RNA. RefSeq lists its product as uncharacterized. The transcript is spliced from 2 exons. NCBI's taxonomy places the organism in Eukaryota, Metazoa, Chordata, Actinopteri, Salmoniformes, Salmonidae. Gene Ontology annotation, biological process: regulation of transcription by RNA polymerase II. Bases 100 to 2643 code for a protein of 847 amino acids. Gene Ontology annotation, molecular function: RNA polymerase II cis-regulatory region sequence-specific DNA binding; DNA-binding transcription factor activity. The record is from RefSeq and is a predicted model, not a curated record.